AUGUCAGCCGGCACCACCGCCACGGUGGAGUUCACCGCCUCCAGCCAACGCGUGAAGAUGGUGGACAUGCACCCCAAGGAGCCCAUCUUUAUUUCAUCCCUGUAUUCUGGUGGAAUCAACCUGUACAACUACCAGACGCAGGCGCUCGUCCGCUCCUUCGACACAGGCACGGGUCUUCCAGUGCGCUGUGUCCGCUUUAUUCCCCGCCUGCAGAGCUUUGUGUGCGGCUGUGAUGACAUGAACCUGCGUGUGUUCAACUACAACACAAUGGAGCGAACGAAGAUAUUCCAAGCCCACGACGACUACAUCCGCUGCGUCGCUGUUCACGAGCAGCUGCCACUAGUGCUGACGUGCGCGGAUGACAUGACGAUUAGGCAGUGGGACUGGAGCAAGGGGUGGGCCCUUCAGAUGACCUACGAGGGGCACCAGCACUUCUGCAUGGCCGUCGCUUUCAACCCGAAGGACUCCUCCACGUUUGCCUCCGCCUCGAUGGACUGCACCAUCAAGGUGUGGCGCAUCAACAUUGCGACGCCGAACUACCAACUCGAGGGCCACGAGGAUGGCGUGAACUGCGUCGAGUUCUACCCUCGCGGCGACAAGCCGUACCUACUGAGCGGAUCCGACGACAGGACGGUGCGGUUGUGGGACUACCAGACCAAAGCGUGUCUACAGGUCUUCUCCUUUCACGAGGACAACGUCGCGAGUGUGCUUUUCCACCCGGACCUCCCGGUGAUCUACUCUAUCUCCGAGUCGGACAGCAUUGCCGCCUUCUCCACCGAGACGUUCCGCCUGCUGUACUCGUGCAACCACUCCGACAUGGGGCGCGGGUGGUCGCUGACAACGAAGCGCCACUCGAACAUGCUCAUUGCCGGCUUUGACAACGGCGUCCGGGCCUACAAGGUCGGCGUGGACAAGCCCGUCUUCUCCAUGGACGCCAACGGUCGCGUCCUGGUCGCGACCGGGAACGAGAUUACGCGCAUGGACAUCAAGGCCGUGGGACCGGAGACGCCCGACGGCGAGGUGCUGAACGUUGCGACGAAGGACAUGGGCACCGUCGAGACGACGGCCCGCUCUAUCUUUCACGCCGGAAAUGGCCAGUUCAUCUGCGUUCUCGGCGAUGACAACUACACCAUCAUCUCGUCCCUCUCGCUGCGUCCCAAGUCGUACGGGCAGUGUGUUUCAUUUGUCUGGGGUCCUGAGAGCGGCGCCUACGCCGUCCUGGAGGGCUCGACGACGCUGAAGAUUUACAAGGGUUUCAAGGGGCGCGCCGCACUUUCGCUGCCAGAGGUAGCCAAUAAGCUGUUUGGCGGCCCUUUGUUAGCGGUGCGCACGAGCAACAGCAUCAUGUUCUACGACUGGGGCACGCUCGCACUGAUCCGGCAGAUCGAUGAGACCCCGACUACGCUCGAGUGGAACUCGACGGGUGAGCUCGUGGCGCUCGUCACAAGCAGUAGCGUCUUCCUCCUCAAGUUCAACGGGGAUGCUGUGGCGCAGUACCUCGAGCAGAACACCACGACCGGCGAUGACGGCCUCGACUUCUCCUUCGACCUUGUGGAGGAGCUGGAUGAAAAGGUGCGCGACGUGUCGUGGGUGGGGGACUGCCUUGUCUACAUCAAUCAGGUGCAUCGACUCAACUACUACAUUGGCGGCGAGGUAAACAACAUCGCGGUGCUGAACCGCAACCAGUACCUCCUCGGCUACCUGCCAAAGGAAAACCGUCUCUUCUGCAUAGACAAGGAGAAGAACAUCACGAGCUACCUCCUUCAGGUGAACGCCAUCGAGUACAUGGCCGCCAUCGUCCGCGAGGACUUUGAUAUCGCCAACGUACUUCUCCCCACCAUUGAUGUGAGCCUGCGCGACAAGUUGUCACGGUUUGUCGAGUCGCGUGGGCUGCUGCAGAUGGCACUGGAGAUCGCCACGGAUGACGAGCGCCGCUUCGACAUGGCGGUCCAGCUGAAGCAACUGUCGUUGGCGCACGAGAUCGCCAGCGCGGCAAACAUUGCGUCGCACUGGAAGCAGGUGGGUGACAUUGCACUCGAGCAGGGCUCCUUUGAGAUGGCAAUCGAGUCCCUGGAGAAGUGCAACGACUGGAGCGGGCUGCUGCUCAUCUACACGUCCCUCAACGACAUGGAGGCUAUCUCGCGCCUUGGCGACCGCUGUCUGCAAAGCGGACAAGCCAACCUGGCCUUCACCUGCUACCACCUCACCCAACGUCAUGCUGAGUGCGUGGAGCUGCUGCAAAAAACCUGCAAAACAGGCGACGCCGCUUUCUACGCCCGCACCUACUACCCGAGCCUCAUCGAGGACGCCGUGGCCAAGUGGAAGGUGUCGGUCGCCUCGAUCCCUCGCGUCAGCGAAGCGCUCGCCAGCCCGGCGGCCUACCCGAACCUGUUUCCGUCCCUGCGCAAUGUCGACUUAUCACCUGCAAAAGCACCCGAGGUUGACGCCCCUCUGAAUGCACAGCCGCCGCCUCCCGGUGCAUCCGCGUCGCUCCACGGCUCAUCCACCGCACCAACUGUUGCCGACUUGUUUCAGCCGACGGCAGACGCACCUCAGCAGUCUAUGCACGCCCCGCCACUCCUCGACAACGUGGGCAGCGCCUCCAGUGGGAUGGAGGAGCUGGCGGACGAAGAGGACGCAUGGGGAGAAGAUUAG
This is a messenger RNA of Leishmania mexicana MHOM/GT/2001/U1103, 2655 nucleotides long. Its product is annotated as putative beta prime cop protein. The coding region runs from base 1 to 2655 and encodes 884 amino acids. The transcript has a single exon. The record is from RefSeq and is a predicted model, not a curated record. Lineage: Eukaryota; Euglenozoa; Kinetoplastea; Trypanosomatida; Trypanosomatidae. Gene Ontology annotation, biological process: retrograde vesicle-mediated transport, Golgi to endoplasmic reticulum; intra-Golgi vesicle-mediated transport; endoplasmic reticulum to Golgi vesicle-mediated transport. Gene Ontology annotation, cellular component: COPI vesicle coat. Gene Ontology annotation, molecular function: structural molecule activity; protein binding.